UUGAUCACGUGAACGUUCGAUAAUAGAACAGUGAACUGAUGAACUGAUGGAUGAUCAGCUGACUGGUCACAUGAUGAAGAUGCUUUGACAGAAAUCCUGAUCUGGACUUGAUCUGACCCUCUUCAUGGACAUGUCUCUGCAGAUGUCCAUCUGAAUGUGGACAUGUCUUCAGGACGAAGCCGUGGAUGGACAGAGUUGAAUAACCAGGUCACAUUACCGUCUGAGGACCUGAGUGAGAACACUUAGCUCUGACGUUAUGAUUGGACAAGGACGCCCAUUUCCUCCUAAUGGACAGACGGUAGCUAGCGUUAGCUUGCGCGCCCCACUCUGUCCUCCCCUGGGAACUGAAACCAUUAGCAGGAGGUUCCACACAGAGAUCAAUAGAGAGGGAGAGACUUCCUGUCACACUCAAUCGAUGGCUAACGUCCAAAACUCUCCAACAAGAGGACAAGAACUCAUGAAGACAAUAGGACAAGAGGACAAGAAGACGAUGUUGUCAUCGUCUCCAUCCACCACCUCCAACCCCCCCACACCUCACACCAUGACUGCUGCCUCCCGACGUGUUGCCAUGGAAACGUACUGGAGGGAGGUGCAGAGCAUUGAGGAGGAGGAGGAGGGGGAAGAGGAGGAGGAGGAGGAGGAGGAGGAGAGGAAGAGUAUGAAUGACAUGGAGGUGGAGGAGGCGUGGCUGACGGAGGCGGGGUUAUCCUCCCUGGUCAUGGGUUCGCCAUCGUUAGAGGAGGAAGCCCCGCCCACAACCGAAGCGCUGCUGUCCACGUUGACUCGGCAACAAGCCGCCACCGUGAGGAAGAGGUUGGACAACUACAAUGUGACCCUGAAGCAGAGGAACCGGCAGCCGGUCCGAGACGUCCGAGAAGUCUUCUCCGAGCCUGACGAUGACUCGGCAGACAAAUCUCCCCCCCCACCCCCCUGUCACGUCGAGUCACCUUCAACACGAUACCACAACACAACCAAGACCAUCCGUCGAGGCUCUCAGCCAGUACGACCAACUCUUCCAGUGUUUUUCUUCGAGGAUCAACAACCUGAGGACCUGUCGCCUCCCACAAACACACUAAGCCCCUCCCCUCCUUGCACAUGCUCGCAACCUGUCACUCACUCAAGACGGGCUGAAUGGCUGCUGCGGGACUCUCCAUACUCAGAGGGCGUGGCUGAACACAAACAGGGUGGGACUUGCUGGGACUGCCUGAGUUUCCAUGGAGAUGACAACAGUGAACUGCAGGGCCUCACCUGUGCAGACGACCUGUCAUCACGUGACCUCACCCGGCUCGGCUUCAUCUCUCACAUUGAACUCUCCACCUUCCUGCUUGCUCUGGGUGUCCACACCAAGCGCACCCGACCACCGCGCCACAGGACCCGGGACAGCGGUGUCUUUGGUGUCCCUCUGAAGUCGCUGUUAGAGAACGACAGGAAAAAGUUUCCUGGAGUCAAAGUUCCUGUCGUCUUCCAGAAGUUGUUAUGUAUUUUAGAGCAGACUGGUCUCCAGACUGAAGGAAUCCUCAGAGUUCCAGGAUCAGCAGCAAAACUCAAGUGUCUCCGUAGAGAGUUGGACAGGUGCUGUGGAUCCAUGGACUGGUCAUCAGUGAGACAUGUGGACGCUUCAGGUCUCCUGAAGCUGUUCAUCAGAGAGCUGCCGACUCCUCUGCUGACACACACACACCUGUCCACCUACCUCUCUGUCCUGGGUGUCUCCUCUGAGGUCCAUCAGAUUCAAGCUCUGCAGCUGCUGUCACUGCUGCUUCCUGAAGAACACCGGGACACUCUGAGAGCCUUGCUGGUCUUCCUGCGUAAAGUGGUCUCUCAUCAGGACCAGAACCGGAUGUCCCUGUGGAACGUCUCCAUGGUGAUGGCCCCCAACCUCUUCCCCCGCUGUCACCGUGGUAACAAGCGCUCCAUCACUACCCAGGAGGAGAUGGAGGAGGCGGUGGGAGGAGCUCAGCUGAUCCGGCUCAUGAUCACACACCAGGACCUGCUCUGGAUCGUCCCCAACUUCCUGUUGUCUCAAGUGAGACAGAUGAAUCAGACGUCCAACCUGAGGAAGCUUGGUCUGAGUAGGGCUAAGAGACGACUGCUGAGGAGGAAGGACAAGAACCAGAUCACUGAAUUGUGUGACGGACUGAUCAGAGUCCACGCCCCCCUACACACCAAGGUUUCCAUGGCGAUACAGCUGGACAGAGACACAACGGCCAAAGACGUCACAUCUCGCUUUGAGAGUGAGGACAGUUCUGUCCAGCAUCUGUAUGAAGUUGGAGGAAACAUCUGUGAGCGUCGUCUCCACCCAGAGUGUCUUCUAUUGGACGUUUACAGAGUUAAUCCUGAAUGUGAUUGGCUGAUCAAACCCUGACGUCUGUCCUCCCGAUAAAAAAUGUCUCACGUUCUCUACCUGAGUCAGCUGUCUUACCACUUGUCUUCCAUUAGUUAUGUCUCACUUCCUGGUGCCCCAUCACAUGAUGCCAACCUGAUCAGAUGUCCUUUUGUUUACCAUAAUUAUGUAAACAUUAAAAAUGAAAACAUGAAGUUUGUUUGUCUCCAUUUGUCCUCAUAGUGUGUCCAUGUUAUACGAGGCUGAUGCGGUUCUAGACGGGGGACUGAAGGAUCCUGUACUUUCCUGGCACCUCACUCCGGACUAAGGGAGUCCAGACGGUUUCUGUGCAGGUCUCUGAAGAGAUGGACUUUUACUGGUGUCCCAGUAGAAGAGCCCAGUCAGAGACAGGGGACAUAAUGAAGGAAUGAAGGAACAGUCCAUUAGGUGGAACUCAACAGUUCUUCUUGAUCUGACCCAACACAAGCUGGCACCACAAACUGAGACUGAGAACGUAUCAAUAAAGACUGAGAAUGCAUCAAUCAAGACAGAACAUAUUAAUAAAGACUGAACACGUAUCAAAGAGUGAAAACGUUUCAAUGAAGACAGAGAACUAAUCAAUAAAGACUGAGAACGUAUCAAUCAAGACAGAGAAUGUAUUAAAAACAGAAUGUGUUUAUUCCUGUGGUUCGGGGGAAACAUACGUGUGCUGUAGAACACGCCGGCUCUGCUCAUGAAACUGAACAGUUUUAUUUACAAGUUUUAAAUCCACAGUUUUCUGAACAGAGUCUGGUUCAGGAUGAAAAUCAAUACAUGACACAAGCCAGGUCGGCCAUUUUUAACGUGUUCAUCACAUGACCACUGAGGUCAGUUCGCAGUCACUGGAUCGGAGAAGCUACCUCCACAAAAUGACAUUACCAGAUGUUAGGGGCAGCUGAUGGCGGCAUCCAGAUGUUGGAAGCAGCCAUGGUGG
Mugil cephalus (flathead mullet) is the source of this 3293-nucleotide messenger RNA. It is a transcript of the gene arhgap28, whose product is annotated as Rho GTPase activating protein 28. Gene Ontology annotation, cellular component: cytoplasm. The coding region runs from base 257 to 2362 and encodes 701 amino acids. Gene Ontology annotation, biological process: regulation of small GTPase mediated signal transduction; negative regulation of stress fiber assembly; regulation of actin filament polymerization. The record is from RefSeq and is a predicted model, not a curated record. The transcript is spliced from 15 exons. Gene Ontology annotation, molecular function: GTPase activator activity. NCBI's taxonomy places the organism in Eukaryota, Metazoa, Chordata, Actinopteri, Mugiliformes, Mugilidae.